Messenger RNA from Pseudophryne corroboree (corroboree frog), 6047 nucleotides. It is a transcript of the gene RASSF5, whose product is annotated as Ras association domain family member 5. Bases 373 to 1311 code for a protein of 312 amino acids. Lineage: Eukaryota; Metazoa; Chordata; Amphibia; Anura; Myobatrachidae. The record is from RefSeq and is a predicted model, not a curated record. Gene Ontology annotation, biological process: signal transduction. Gene Ontology annotation, cellular component: nucleus. The transcript has 6 exons.
GUGAAACUUGGCUGAGAAAUCUGUCUACAGUAUAAGCCACUGCAAACCCGUUAGCUGUUUCUGCCUGUAUUUCAUUUCUGUUUACCUAUUGACUGUGGUGACAGGGAUAACAGAAUCCUUACUCAAAUACUGGUUUCCCUAAGCACAGUCUGGUUAACAAAACUAAACACUUUUGUUCCUAUAAGAAGCCUUUUGAUGAUAUCUACAUCGAUUAUUGCCUUUCACCAUCCUUCGAAGAUACUUGCUGUUAACUGUUACGCAGCCCAUUGACUUGUCUGUUAAGGAAUCGUGAUGGCAAUGCACUGGAAUAACACCCUCUCUAUUAAGGAGACCUGUGUGGUCCAAAUUCAAUGAGUAGGAUAUAAAUCUGGAAUGGCACAUCGGAGGACGGAAACUACGGCUGCAUGCUUCGGCGUUGUGACUAAAAAAAUCCGCAGCCUUUUUCGACACUUCCCAAAGUCAAAGUCAUGGUCAGAAGGCUUGCAGCUGCUCCCAACACCCAACCAUGAGCUGCUGAUAGUGAGAGAUUAUAAAUUAUCUCGUCACUGGGAAUGUCAGAGCCUCAUACAGCUGGAGCAGAGUGAUGGAACUGCGACUAUAUCCCAUGAGAAAACAUUAAGCCUACAACUUGACAAGUUACAGAUCCAGGAUGUACCGAAAGAAGAAAAGAAGCUGAGUAUUCGGGAGCUGAAACAGAAGAUAGACAGCUUUAACGUGAUGGUACAGAAUGGCCUAAUCAUGAAGAUGGCAGAUGAUGGCACCUUUACCGGAUUCAUUAAGGUUCACCUGAAGCUUCAACGUCCAGUCACGGUAACAGACACUUCUCAGACACUAUCCAUUUACACCAUAGAGCAGGCGUCACCUAAUAAGCCAGCAGAGAAGCAGACCUCCUUCUACCUGCCGCUAGAUGCUGUGCAACAGCUGCACAUAAGCAGUGUGACAACUGCCAGUGAGGUCAUCAGGGGCCUUCUGCAGAAGUUCCAGGUGGUGGAUGAGCCCCUGAAAUUUGCACUGUUCAAGCAAACGCAGAGGGAUGAACAAGUUCUUUUUCAGAAACUGCCACUGGCGGAGCAUCCCCUAUACCUGCGCCUUUUAGCUGGGCCAGAAACCAAUGUGCUGAGCUUUGUGCUAAAGGAGAAUGAAACGGGAGAAGUGCAGUGGGAAGCCUUCACAGUUCCUGAACUACAAAACUUCUUGCUUAUUUUGGAGAAAGAGGAACGGGAGAAAGUACUGCAAGUGCAAAAGAAAUAUGUUUCCUUCCGCCAGCACCUGCAGGAAGCCCUCACUGAGACCACAAGAAAACCUGUAUAACUCUAUACGUCUCCAGUGACAGGCAAAUAUAUUUCAGAAAAUUUCUUGGAGCAAUAUCCGAACAUCUCAAAGGAGGAUAUUCAGUCAUUUGUUCUGCAUACUGCAAGGGAUAACACACAAUCAUUUGGGUUAAAAAAACAAAACCAUAUCUUAAAGACUAGAUGUCUCAAUAGGUGCCUUCACUGGCCAGGUCAAACACAGGACACAUUUGCACUUUUUGACCCUUUCCUAAUGAAACCUGACUAUAUGGACCAUGUAUGAGGCUCCAACAUCUCAGGGUCAAAGCAUUUAGGUUGUAUUUUGAACUCACAAACAUUUUGAGAUGACACCAAAAUCCAACAAUUCAUAUAGGAGCUGGAUACAUGUCAGGUAAACUAGAUAAUGAGCCAUAUGAAUGUUUUUGUGAAAUGCUGUGGUUUAACGAAGUUUCACAGCUAUGGACUAUGUAUCCUUUCCUCAUCAAAUAAUAAUAUUUAUUUAUUUAUUGCACAAUGUGAGGUUAUUCAAGCUAAAAGGUCAAGUAGAAACCUACUUAAACCAUUUUCAUUAGCGAUCUCUUGAAAGCCUGAAGAGCAGUUUGUUAAAUAGAGAAACUCCAAAAUAGCUAAUGAGUAAGGAUAAAUAAGGGGAUCCAUAAUCUGUGGAGAUGCUUUAUACAGUUAUUAUGUUAUGGCAUACCAUGCACCAAACUAAAAUUCAGUUGUCUACAGACCUCUCAAUAAAGGAAACACGCAGCUGCCUCUAGACAUGCAGGUUUGCAAUAGACGGAAAUAAGCCAUGGCUGUGAGUAAAACAGGAAUAGAUGUGGACAUUCAGAGUAAUUAAUUGUAUCAGGUGGCAGUUCACUUUCUUACACAUAGGGGUAAAUAUACUAAGAUGGGAGUUCUAUUUAAGAUGGAAUGUUGCCCAUAGCAACCAAUCAGAUUCCAGGUAUUAUCUUCUAGAAGGUGCUAGAUAAAUGAGAUAUAAAAUCUGAUUGGUUGCUAUGGGCAACACCCCAUCUUAAAUAGAACUCCCAUCUUAGUAAAUUUACCCCAUAGACUGAUGCUGUCUGGUAAUCGUGCACAAUGAGAUGCAAUAUUAUGGAAAAGAAAAGAAAUGUACAAAUUAGCUCUAUUUAAAACUAGCGUUACUAUCACACAAAGAAUUACUGUAAUUAUACACAGAUGGCAUUUCUAGUCAUGUAACGGGAUCAGUAUGAAAUACCUAUGGUCAAAAUCCCGACAACAAUUGACCAACGGUCAAAAUCCCGACAAGGUCAAAAUACAGACAUGUAAAAUACCGACAAGGUCAAAAUACCAUCAUUUAAAAUGUCGACGGGUCAAAAAGUUGGCAUGAAUGUUGACAUAGGUCAACAUGGACACCGUAUAAGUGUACCGCGUCCCCUCGCUGCGCUCGGCACACUAUUAUAUUCCCCCUCCAGGUCCACUGGGAUGGUAAGGUAUGAACAAGUCGGUUUCAAUGGGAAAAAAAUCAAGAAAAACUCAUGUCGACUUUUUGACCUGUCGACAUUUAAAAUGCCGGGAUUUUGAUCGUAGGUGAAUGGUUUUCGGUAUUUUGACUGUCUGGAUUUUCAUUCUAUGUAAAUUGAAUGCAUCCCCAUGUAACAACAGUUAAUAGACUUUAAAGGGUAAAUAAACACAAAUGCCCCUAUCCUUUCCGUAUUAAUUGGUUAGAUAGCGUUAGCCCAGCCAAUUCCGAUGACAUUAGGUAUAUCACAUACUCUAGGGACUGAGAGAAUAUACAUUACUUCAUACACAAGGCCCACUACAAAUCAAGACUCUUCACCAAAAGAUACUAGUUAUUCUGAAAGAUGGUGUAUCUAACCAAGAAUUGGGGAUUGGUUUUAUUUUGCCCAUUUAACCAAGUCUCACUUUCCUAAUCGCCAGUGAGUUCUCAGAACUAUAUAGCACCAUCACAAUUAUAAUGUAUACUGGCACCCAGCUCAGUGCUGCAAGGCGGCAAAUGGAGGCUUUAGUGCUGAUGAUGUAUAUUGUAAACAUGCCAAUAACAUCUUUUUUUUUUUGGAGAAGGGAAGAUGUUAAUGGUUAAAUCAAGUGUUUUUCAAUUGUAUGACAGAUAUCAUGCCAUCGACAAAGAUGUUUCCUGAGUAUUAGAAAGCAGAGGUAGAGUGUGAGUCAUCUGUUAAUGUGCCCUUUAUACUGCAUACAAAGACGCAACUGUUAGUCACGCAACUGAAACCUCUAGCGAGCAGUAAAUUGCAAUUCACAGAGUUAAAGCAUAAGCAAUCUGUUAGCUUAUUACCACUAUGUAAAUAAGUUUGCACUUUGAAAUAGAUAAGGAUAUUUUCUCAUACGAUUGGCAGGAAACACUUGGGCAAAUUCUGUGUUGGGUAUAUGCCUUUUUACAUUUACUAAAUGCAUGCAUACAUGUAUCAAUGGAAUAGGGCUAGAAGCCAAAAAAGAGAAAUGCACAAAACCCAGAACAAAAUGUAUUCAAUUCCAAAUAUAUUUAAUAUUGACAAAGCAUAGGAUCUUCCAAAUAUAUUUACCAAUGGUUACAAGGUAUUGUACCAUACUGAGAAAUUUCUAGUUUAGUUUAUUAUUUUUAAUAUGGUUAAUAGCAUAUAUUUCACACCCUCUUAAAAAGUAUAGCACCAUAAUUCUGAUUUCUGUUCCUGGGAUAAUUGUUUUGAGACUAAUAACAUCUAAAAAAUAGUACUUUUCCUGAGGGGCUGAUGAAGAGUUAAACUUAUACCCCUUUUCCACUUGUAGCACGGGUCGCAGUCGGGAGCCUGACACGGCUGCGACCCGUGCUAGAGCCCCCUUCUACACUAUAGCUCACCAACCCAGCAUAUUGCCGGGUUGGUGAGUGACGCUGCUGCUGACGCGGCAGGGGCGGCGCUGGGAGAUCACAUGAUCUCCCAGCGCCACCCUUCUAUACACUGAACGGGAGCUGUGUCGCAUCGACACAGCUUCCGUUUACACUAGGCAAGCUACCUGGGUAGGAUUCCCGAAUCACUUGAUUUAGGAAUUUGCAAGGGGGGGCAGUUUCCACUAGGAAAAAACACGGGUAAAUGCACGCCCCAGCGCAUUUACCCGUGUUUUUAGAGCUAGUGGAAAAGGGGUAUAACACAGAUCAUGUCCUGCGUGGAUUCACACAGCAUGGAGGGUCAGUCAGACCCGUUCGCAUGCAGCGGUUCUUCGCUGCGGUGCAAAUGGGUCAGAAGUGUGCAUGCACGGUGAACGCAUUGUGCACGCGCCGCCAGCGAGAAAUGUGAUCGCAGCGGCGAUCGCAAGAAGACGGACAGGCGGGAAGCGUUCCGGGGCGGAUACUCACCGUUUUCCAUGUGUGGUGAGUCCAACGCAGGCGGAUCCAUGCGUUUGGAGGGCGGAUGUCUAAUGUCAGGACCGGGACCUUCAUCGCUGGAUCCGUCGUACUGGGUGAGUAACUGCAGCCCUGGUCUUGUUUUACUUGUAACUUUUUUAGCAUAGCAGGGCUGCACAAGCGAUCGCAGCCCUGCUAUGCUAAAAUACACUUCCCCAUAGGCGGCGUUAGGUUGAUCGCACGAGCAGCAAAAAGUUGCUACGUGCGAUCAACUCUGAAUGACCCCCAUGGUCAGUAAAUGGUGCAGGUGGGAGCGAUGAAGGCUAAUACUCACUCCAACUGCAUGUACACUUACAAUCAGAGAGACAUAACAGAGUUGCAAUGGGGCAUCUCACAGUCAAAUGCUGUUUUUGAGCUAUGUAUGCCAAAUGUAAUUCAACUCUGGCCCCUAAUAUUUCUUAAUUGUAGUACUGUCUACUUUUCACAAAUGUGGACACAAAAGCAAUAUUGUCUGUCAAUCUAUAAUGUUGCUUCUGUUGUUUAUGGGUGCUUUUUUCAUUAAUUAAAGUGAUAUAACUGUUAUAGUAGUGACAACAUUAUCUUGGGACACUGUGUCUAACCUAAUGGGGAGAAUGACAUUUAUAAUAAUGCACAAAAUGAAACUAUACAUUUUGUAAUUAAAUUGACAAGUAUAUAUUAUUAUGCACAAGUUAUAAAUAAAUUAUAUAUUGAUAGUUUCCAUUUAUGAAACAAAGUAGUUUACCAGUUAAACUUUCCACAAGUAGGUACAAGAUGGACUCAGAUGCCAGUGAUGCUCGUUGCUUGGUUACCAAAUUGGAAAACUGGCGGUAGCCUUAUAUAUUAAGCGAUCACGCUGACUUCCCAAAACGUAUUUGAACAUCCACCCUUAAAACGUAAUCUUACGUUUCACCACAACUGUUGCUGUAUGCCUAAAUAAAACAAUAAUAUAGAUUGUUUUACAAAAAAACUAUCUGCCUUGAGCCAUUGUAAUACAAUCUUCUUGUCCGUUUUGGGAUAAAUGGCAAACUGCACAUUUUACUUGGAGCAAUGCAGUACUGCUCCACGUGGACCUAGCCAGCGGGUGUGCUGUGAGCAUGUCUCAAGCAGUUUGGCUGCAUCAAUGUGCCUGGUACAUUUGGCUUAUGCUCCAGUGAAUGUGACAUCUCUGGCAGUGCCUUGUUUCAUGCAGCUGUGUGUCUGAAUACACCUGCCAAGCUGCUUUUUGCUAUAUUGCUGUGUAAGAGUGAGGUACUCACAAAAUGACUGUCUUUUCUGAUGGUUGAAAUGAAUAGUGUUCUGCAGCUGCUGUUUAUUUUUUGUUUUUGUUUUACUUUGUUUGGAGAAUGUUUGAAAGGAUGUAAAGACUGUAGAAAAUACUUAUGUAUUAAAAAUAUAUUAUAUAUAUUAAACUGUUUCAAACAAAAACA